AUGCCUGCGGAACCUGAGUUCGAUCGCGAGGACCGCGAGGAUGCCCCGUUCCUUACUGAAUCCGGAACGCCUGGCCGCGCCCACGACCACCACGAUGGCAAGCCCGACCGGUCAGCGGAGACACAUGCCAAUGCCUCCGUGAGCAAGAUCACUUUCCGGCUGAAGAUCAUUCUAUUCGCUAUGAUUCUGGCCGUCGAGGUCGGCUUUGCAUUCCUUGAAGGCCCAAUGGUCCGAAUUAUGGAAUCCAUUGCGUGUGGCCAGUAUUAUUCACAGGCAGAUCCGUCCAAGAUUGGCGCCAAUGGACAGGUACCAGAGGAGCUAUGCAAGCUGGCAGAAAUCCAGUCGGAAUUGGCCGCUGUCAAAGGCUACCAUAUGUUCUUCGAUGGUUUACUAAGCGCGCUGAUGGCCAUUCCAUACGGUCUGUUGGCUGAUCGCCGUGGUCGCAAAUCAACACUUGUGCUUGGUAUCCCCGGAUUCGCACUGAACUCGAUGAUCACCGUCGCCGUCCUGUGGUUCAACAAAAUAUUUCCGCUACGCGCGGUUUGGUUGUCUUCUCUGGCGUGGUUGCUGGGGGGUGGGCCGGUCGUGGCCUUCGCUAUUAUUUGGACGAUGAUGGCUGAUGUGACAACGGAAUCGGAAAGAGCUGGACUGUUCUUCCAAUUUGCCAUUGUAUCUAUGGGCGCCGACUUUGUUUCAACCGCUCUUGCUUCUUGGUUGAUGACCAUGGAUCCCUGGGUCCCACUCAUAAUUGGCUUCACCAUCGUUUUUGGCGGUCUCUUGUUUAUAUUGAUUUUGCCUGAGACCAAGCAUGUGCUGCCCUCUAGAAAGGAGCCCGCACCAUCCCACGUUGAACUUUCCGAUUUAUCAGAAGAAUCUAAGCCGAAAUACCAUAUCGCCACGCCUGAUGAGCCUGGACAGUACCACGACGACGACAUGGACAAUGGUCGUACACAUGAACGUCACCUUUCUUGGAGCUACCCUGGCCAACAGCACCCAUCGUUCUGGGCCAAGUGCCGUGCCAACUAUCGCUUUUACGUGAAGCCCUACCUCUUCAUUUUGAACCGAAAGCCGGUCAUUCUCCUCUUGACCGCUUUCCUGGUCUACCGUCUCAGCCGUGGUUCGUCCUGGUUCUUAACCCAGUAUAUCUCGACUAGGUACCACUGGACAUUAGCGCAAGCCAAUAUGCUGGUGGCCUCCCGGCCUACCGUAUCCAUUCCGGUGUUUCUAUGGGGUCUUCCAUGGCUCAAGAAACGUGCGCUGAAUCCACGACGCACGUCGACUGAGAAGGACCUCUGGCUCGCUCGAGCCAGCAUUCUAUGCCUGACUCUAGGAACUCUUGGAAUCGGCCUCUCUCCCUCGAUCGCGACCCUGAUCCCCAGUAUGAUCUUACAAACCUCUGGUUCAGGCUUUGUAUUUUUGACGCGCUCCAUUAUUACCACGCUUGUUGAGCGCGAUGAAACCGCUCGGUUGUAUACUGUGAUUGAGAUUAUCCAGUCAUUCGGCAACGUUGUGGCCAGUCUAUCGAUCACAGCAGUCUUCCAGCUUGGUCUGCGACUUGGAGGAUUUUGGAUUGGCCUGGCCUGGAUGAUGACCAGCUCUUUAUUUUGCAUGGUGGCUGUCGCGAUCUGGUGGUUCCGACUGCCAACCGCUCCUCGCACUGCGGACUUUGUGGAGGAAUUUGAAGAGGAAUGA
This is a messenger RNA of Penicillium macrosclerotiorum, 1692 nucleotides long. RefSeq names its product putative MFS transporter. Gene Ontology annotation, cellular component: membrane. The transcript is spliced from 3 exons. The record is from RefSeq and is a predicted model, not a curated record. The coding region runs from base 1 to 1692 and encodes 563 amino acids. Lineage: Eukaryota; Fungi; Ascomycota; Eurotiomycetes; Eurotiales; Aspergillaceae. Gene Ontology annotation, biological process: transmembrane transport. Gene Ontology annotation, molecular function: transmembrane transporter activity.